AUGACAGCUGUCUCUGGUGAUUUCUCUUACGAGAACAUACUAGCUCGUACAUCGCGCUAUAAUCAUCAACUGCAACUUGACAAAAGGAGCCGGCUUCCCUUUCUGGACAAUGCCACAGGAAUCGCACAGCGGCCCUGUCUGCUUCAUCGCAAAGAGGGCGAUAGACGCCUCGACUUUAUGAAUCACAAGGUUUUUAAUUACUACCCGUAUAAAUGGAAAAAAACCAAGAAAACCUGCCUGACGCACAACUCCGUUGUUCGGUCGUCUGAGACGAGUGGAACUGUCUUCAGGCCAGAAUUGUUACCAUCUGGUUUCGGAUCUCACGAUCUCAUGUGGAGGGAUUUAGAUGACGAAGAUAGCCACAGCACAUGGGCAACGGGACCAAUCGGCGACAUGGAUUCCGAGGGCAGUGAAUUUGCAGAUGAGACCUACGGCGGCCGACGCAAGAAGCGCAAAACUCGGGCUUCUCGUCCUUCUCGAUCCGCGGCUGCACCUGGUGGCAGUGCCACAGGCAACCGCCGCAAAGGCGCGAAUGCAAACAGUUCUUAUAUGAACUACAGCAACGGAGGUCUCCCUUUGGAUGAGGAUUCCAAUGACAAAAGUGCCCACAUUCCGCUUUUCAUUUGUGAAAUUUGUGGCUCUCGGUAUAAAUCAAGGACUGGACUCAACUAUCAUAUGAACGCCCAGCACUCUUCCUCAUUACCGGUAUAUGAUCAAAAUGUGAAAGUAUUUUCAUCACACAAAGUUUCCCCUCGCCUCCCUAUUCAAAAUUUAAAAAUCUUGAUUAACCUUGUUGACAAAAAAUAA
Molecule: messenger RNA, 807 nt
Organism: Dibothriocephalus latus
Lineage: Eukaryota; Metazoa; Platyhelminthes; Cestoda; Diphyllobothriidea; Diphyllobothriidae
Source: the annotation of a GenBank genome assembly